AUUUAUCCAAUUAAAAUUUUAAAUAUUUACCAUUAAAAAAACACUUUCAAUUUAAGUGGAAAGCAACCAGAUUAAAUUGACAAAGCGUGUUGCAAACAUAUUUCAUGCGAGUAAAUUUAUUGUGAUGUGCAGAAUUAUGAUAGAACACGAACGAAAUGAUUUGUGUGGUUCAAUAGACAUGUAGAGAUGAAUCACUCGCUAUAUUGCAUUUUGCUAGUGUCCUAGUGUUAUAUGUGCGUGAUAAAACGCCCCCUUUUUUCGUUAGCCAAAUAUUCAGAGACAGCGACAGCAGCCAAAAAACGUAGAAAACUCGAGGGGAUAUAACUAACAUUGUGACGUUUCGGUUGUAUAUAUGUGCAUAAGUCGUCUAUAACAAUGAAAUUGCCUACGUUUAGUCUUAACAUAUUCAAGCGACCGACGAAAAAGAAACGCAUUAUUACAACAUUCGGAAAACGUGGUUCGUCGGCAUCUUCGUCGGCACGCAAAAAUCGACGUUCGUCUUCUUCGACCCGAAAAUCGCGUAAACGCAGCAUCACAUACUAUGCACCAUCAAAAUCAAAAUUCUAUCCAACCGAAUAUUUUCCAUCAUUGCAACAAACGUCUAGACAACAAGCAGCAACUGUUGAGACUACACCACUGGCAAUUCAAUCAUAUCCAACUGAACUGCCGCACACCGUCUCCACCGACAACGAUUCGAAGCUCACUAGCUAUUUAACAACGAAUGGAACACUUCGAUCGUAUACGGCGAAACAAACAUAUUUGUGUGAUAAUGACUAUGGUGACAUCGUUUUACAUCAACCGCCAGCAUGGUAUAUGCAAUCAAAACCACAUCAAGACAACUACCAAACACAAACAACACUCACAAAUAGUAAACAUAAUACGAGAGAUGGUUCACAUUUUACUCAACAUCAGGUUAAAUUGUACUCAAACGCCGCCAUUGAUUCGAAUGGGAAUUUACUUUAUGAUGACAAUUGUUUGAAUAAUACGUAUGGCCGUGCCGUGUAUCCAAAAGAAUGUAUGCAAGGUGUGCCGUCGUCAAUUCCAUCAAUGGCUAAUGCCAUUCCACUCAAUGAUUCGAAUAUUAAAUACAAUACAUCUGAAUUGCACAGACAAUCUCAGCAUAAUUUAUUACCAUCGAGCGUGACAACCGCAUACAAUAACACGGUUUUUAGUUCGUCAAAUAAUACAACAAAUGCCAAAUGCCCACCAAAUACAAUCAAUAGUUUUUAUAAUGCAUACCAAACGAAUGCCAAUCAAUUAUCAUCAAUCAAUUUACAGCGCAUCAAUUCGCCAAAUUAUAAUGCCAUUUUUCCAUUUAAAAAGAAAUCAGAUCGACAUCAUCGUCGUCGAAAGGGUGAUCGAACAACAUGGGAAUAUCACACUGUAUCUGUGACUCGUGUAACCGGCUAUGGAUUUGGCAUUGCGGUUAGCGGAGGCCGUGAUAAUCCACACUUUGUCACCGGCGAUCCAGCGAUAGCCGUUAGUGAUGUUUUGAAAGGUGGACCAGCAGAAGAUAAAUUAUUAGAAAAUGACCGAAUAAUAUCAGUGAAUGGUGUAUCGUUGGAGAAUGUUGAUUAUGCAACGGCUGUUCAAGUUUUGCGCGACAGUGGAAAUACGGUAACAUUGGUUAUAAAACGGCGUGUAACUAAUAUGGGUCUAUUAACCAGUGCAAGUACGGGACCACCAUUAAACAGCAGUGCAACACACAAUCAUCAGCAUUCAAACAGUUUGGUUAGUUCGACUGGUCUCAGUGGUGGCAACAUUGGCAAUAAUAGUUCUGGUCAAGCCAUUAAAUUGGUAUUGACAAAGCCAAAUAAAAAAGAGGAUUUUGGCAUUGUUCUGGGAUGUCGACUAUUUAUCAAAGAAAUUUCGGCAAAAGCUCGUGAUCAACUCAUUGCAAAUGGUUAUACAUUGCAAGAGGGCGAUAUCGUUACUCGAAUUCACAAUACAAACACAAAUGAUGCGAUGAGUUUAAAAGAAGCGCGUAAAGUUAUCGACAGUUGUAAAGAGCGUUUGAAUUUAGUGGUUUUACGUGAUUUGAAUACACCAACAGUUGCGCCCAACAAUACAACGUAUGGUCAUACGGCUCAAGUGUCAAGCUGCAGUAAUCCAGAGGAAACAUUUUAUAAUGGAAAUACAAGCGGUUAUUCAACACAAAAUCUAUAUGUUCAACCGCCAACACGACCAUCUGCCACUUCGCCACUUUCGACAAAUUCCAAUGCAUCGCCCGACGAUAAAAACAAUCUAACGCCACGCGGACGUUCACGCGGUCCAAUCGUUGAUGGGCCAAUGAUGCAAUUGGACAAACCAAAUUCACCACAAGUAUUACAUUCACGAAAUCGCAGCAUUAGCGGUGACAAUACAUCCGAAGAUUUUUACAGUUCACGACGUCAACUGUAUCAGGAGGAUCCAUUACAAAGAACAAAACAACCAAGCGAGCCUCGAUUCAUUUCAUUCCAAAAAGAAGGAAGCGUUGGCAUUCGAUUGACAGGCGGCAAUGAGGCCGGUAUAUUUGUUACAGCCGUGCAACCCGGGUCAGCAGCAUCAAUGCAAGGCUUGACGCCUGGCGAUAAAAUUCUCAAAGUCAACGAUAUGGAUAUGGCCGGCGUGACACGUGAAGAGGCCGUUUUAUUUUUACUCAGUUUACAAGAUCAAAUCGAUUUAAUAGUGCAACAUUGCAAAGAUGAAUAUGAAAAUGUGGUUUCAAGUCAACGAGGCGAUUCGUUUCAUAUAAAAACACAUUUUCAUUGUGAUACACCGACGAAAGGAGAAAUGGCAUUUAAAGCUGGUGACGUGUUUCGUGUCGUUGAUACAUUGCACAAUGGUGUGGUCGGUUCAUGGCAAGUGUUACGCAUCGGUCGAGGUCAUCAAGAAAUGCAACGUGGUGUCAUUCCGAAUAAAUCGCGUGCGGAAGAGUUGGCAACGGCACAAUUCAAUGCAUCAAAGAAAGAAAUGAACGCCAGCGAAUCAAGAACCAGCUUCUUCCGACGACGACGUUCAUCCUCACAUCGACGAUCAAAAUCAUUGUCACGCGAAAAUUGGGAUGAUGUCGUAUUCUCCGAUUCAAUUUCGAAAUUCCCGGCCUAUGAACGUGUUGUUCUACGACAUCCAGGCUUUGUGCGACCGGUCGUUUUGUUCGGUGCAGUCAGUGAUAUCGCUAGAGAACGAUUGAUUAAAGAUUUUCCAGAUAAAUUCACAGCACCAUUGCAAGCAGACGAUAAAUCAUCGACGGGAAAGAGUGGCAUUAUUCGAUUGUCAAAUAUACGAGAUAUUAUGGAUCGUGGCAAACAUGCACUGCUCGAUAUAACACCGAAUGCUGUUGAUCGUUUGAAUUAUGCACAGUUCUAUCCGAUUGUCAUUUUCUUGAAAGCAGACACAAAGCAUACAAUCAAACAAUUGCGUCACGGAUUACCGAAAUCAGCUCACAAAAGCUCCAAAAAAUUAUUUGAACAAUCACAAAAAUUAGAUCGCAUUUGGUCCCAUGUAUUUAGCAAUACAAUCGGUUUAACCGACACUGACACAUGGUAUCGUAAAUUACGAGACAGCAUCGAUCAACUGCAAAGCGGAGCCGCUUGGAUGAGCGAAAACAAGCCCCUUGAAUCCUUGUCCGAUGAUUUCCUAUUCCCAAUGAAUACGUCUCGCUUAUCAUAUGCAUCGAGCCCAGAGUCUGAUAUUGAAAUGAGCUCUGGCCCAACCAAUUCCCUAUCUAUGGGCAAUUUACCGCAAUUGGUGAAAGCUAGUUCUGAUCCAUCAAUCGCCACUAAUCAGGAAAAUUUGGAACGUGAUGUUGAGCUGAAUAAUUUGGGUGAUGGAUUGAUGCCGCCUCCAUACACGAAUCCAUACAAUAAAUUCAACUUCAGCGGAACCGAAGAAUUAACAACCGAAGCAGUUGCAACGCACGAUAAUGCACUGAUGGCAAAUAGUCGUGAUUCAACACUUUUACUUGGUAACGCUCCCGAUCUACCGCCUCGAAUCGAUCGAGCAUCGAAGCCACCCAACAAUAUAACACCAUCAUCUACACUCCUGACAACGGCUGGUGCCCGAAAUUCGAUGGGCCUAAAUACAAGCAAUAGCCGAAAUGGUACUUAUGGCCGAUCAGCGCACGAACAAUUAUUUGGUGAUGCAAACUCACCGUUGACAACGGCAUUGUCGGAUGCAGCACCAGUCUAUGAAGACGAAUACAGUACACGAAUCAAUCCACCAACUGAUAAACGUGGCAGUUUGAAUGCCAGUUCACUCGAUCGCAAACAGAGCAAUCAAUUAUUGGAAAAGAGUCAUCGAUCGUCGUCGAACUCAACGACACCAGCAAAUGGUAAAACAAAUGGUUCAUCUUAUGACAGCGUUUCAAGCUAUGAUUCAUGCAAUGCUGCCAUGCAAAGUCUUCGACUGGGUCCCAACGCUCCUGACGACUUGAAAUCUGUACCAAACGUUGCCGUUCGAAAUGUAUUGCCAUCAUCAAAUGAAACACCAGUCACAUCACCACGCCAUAGCAUUCAUCAUUCGGAUUCAAUAAAUAGUCGUUCACCGCAUGAUCAUUCGAGAAAUAUGUCCAACACAAACGAUCUUAAUAAACAAAACAGUACAGCAAGACAACUGUACAGCGAUACACGGAACAUGGGUGCGGAUCCAAGAACAUUAUCAGCUGAAAGACGGCCGGGAAAUAUUCCGUUGCCACAUCGACCAAUGAAUCUUGGUCUUGACAUGGCACCGCCAAGAAAAUUACCACAACCUUUGCUAGAAACAAAAACUGAUUACGGCAAAUACAGUCGAAAUCAUUCAAUGUCACAAGCCGAUUAUGAUCGUACACCGAAAUCUCCAUUACAACACCAUCAUUCGUCGGUACAAAAUGGAAAUAUGCCAUUCAAACCGGUACCACCGCCGAAACCCAAAAACUAUCGACCAAUGGUUCCAAGCAAUGGAAAUGGAACCAAUGGAAAUAUGCCAUCAAAUCAAUGGGACACAACGGAUGGUUCACGAAAUCAAAAUGGAUACUACUAUCCACCGUCACAAUCUCAUUAUCAUCAACAACAGUCUCAACCUCCGCAUUUGCCUCAACCGCCAAUUCCAUCGAAUCAUGGACCACCAAUUCAUGCUUACAAUCACAGUUCAUAUCCAUAUGGCAGUAUGGCAAGUGCAAAUGGAAAUGGCCAUUACUCGAGUCAGCAAAUGCAACAACCACAAUCACCCUACAUGGGUGUACCAAGCGGUGGAUACAAUAAAGGCCAAUAUAAUGCCGGUCCACAUAUUCAACGCGCACCAAUUUAUGACGGAAAUAUGCAACCACCAACACAUCAAUCGUUGGACUUGGCUGGAAGUCGCGAACAACGAGGUUCUGCGUUUGAAUUGUACAGAAAACCUCAAAUAGGAAAUAUGCCAAUCCAUCAUCAUAAUAUUCGCGAAUGGCAACAACACGAGCAACAACGAUAUCCAACGCAUCAACAGUAUCAAUAUCCGUAUGGAAGAUAUCCAAUGGAAGAGGAUGCCUAUGGCCCACCGAAAUUGCCGCCAAAAUCAUUUAAAAAGAAAUACAUUAAGGCGCCAUUGGCAGCAAUUAAAAAUGCUUUAGUAAAAACAAAAAAACAAUUACAACGACAGGGUAGUAUGAGUGAACAUGAUGGCAGCCCAAAAAUGUCAUCAGGUUUACGGCGUCAACAUUCGAUGAUCGAACAAAGAUCGUCAACAAGAUGGAGAUCACCAGAAUUUGAGUAUCAACAACAAUAUUAUGAUCAAGGACAACGGCCAUAUGAUGAUCAAUAUUACGAUGAACGCGGUGGUUAUGCGAAUCAUCAACAAAUUUACGACGAUUAUGCGAAUAAACAGCGAAACUAUUAUGAACAAGAAAAUUUAUAUGCCAAUCGAGCUUUGAUUGAAUUUGAGAGAAAAGCGUCUGAAAAUCAAAUGCCAUACUCAACAAAUACCGGAACUCGCAUUGUGAGACGACACAGUAUGGCCGAUCGAACGGCUCGUGGUACAGCACGUUAUCCAAUGCAACGUCCGGGUCGAAUGACACCAAAUCCAGCCGAUGAUAGAAUUGAACGAGAAGAAAUUUAUCAAACUCGUAGCGGCGCAUUUAUGAUGCAACAGACAAAUUUACCAUCAAAUCGAGCACCAUCACGUAUGUCGCAGGGUCGUGAUGAGGAGGCAAUUUAUCAGAGUCGCCGUGAAAUGCAUUUGGAUCAUUUGUAUCAGAGUAAACGUGAAAUGCAACAGCGUAUACAUCAAGGUCGCAUGGAAGUUGAACGAACGGCACAUUCAGAGUCACCGUCAUCGUCAUCAACACCCACAACUCCGGUGCAUUCCGAUCAUUUAUCAUCACCAUCAAGAGAUAUGAUCUAUCAAAGUCGACGUGAAUUGAAAGAAAAAGGAUUCAAAACAAGAACACAAUUACGUGAUCGAAUCUAUCAAUCGCGACAGGAGGCUAUGGAAUCAAUGUCAGAACCGAUUUAUUUGAAACGUGUGGAAGUUCAACGACAUCAGGAGCCAAUCAUUUAUGAAGGCAAAGAGAGUGAACACAUCGAUCAAACUCCUGAAGAGAUAAAUCGAUCAACUCCCCAAUCUCAAUCGCAAAUUCAAAAUGAUUCCGUUGAUGUCGUAACACCAAAAGAUCCACAAAUUCAACGCAUUGCACAUACGUUGAUUGCACCGGUUAUUGCAAAUCAAAAUAGUUGUAACUCAAGCGGUUUAGAUGACGACGAUACAGUAAAUAGUUCAAAUCAAUCUGGUUUACAAAAAACAGUCAUACCGUCUGAAACCGUUCAAUGCGAAGAGAAAAUUGUGAAAGACGAAACAAAAUCCAUUGAUACAGAGGUUCAAAUUCAUUCACCGAAACCACCACGAGGUGACCCAACUCACAUUUCGAAUGUUAUGAAAAGAGUCGGUCCAAUGACAAAAGAUUCGCAGAAAACAAAAACAAUCGGUGGACCAUCAUCACAUGAAAAUGUUUUAGCCAGUCGAACUUCGAUCGAAACACAGUAUACAUCGUCGAUGGCUAGUUUACCAACUGGUCCACCGGUCGCACAGAGUACGCCGUAUGCUAGCGAAGCAGCUCUUGAAAGUCAUACAUUUUAUCCACCGGUACGCGAACAAACUACCACUCGCGGCAUUUUCGAUGAAAAUGGUGGCAUACUUUCCGAUCAAAUAUGGAAUGUUUCGAUUGAUAUUCCGCCCGGAGCACUUCCCAAAGGCAUCAAACAAGAAAUUUAUUUCACUGUCACUGAUCCACGAAUGAGCCAAUCCGUCGGUGGUCCUCCGCUCGAUGAAUUGAACGGUGAAACGAUGCUUUCUCCUCUUGUGAUGUGUGGUCCUCAGGCAUUAGAAUUCCUUGUUCCAGUUACGUUGAAUAUUCCUCAUUACGCUAACAAAACAGCAUCGUUAGGAUUAUCGUUGAAAGCAACGGAUAGCGAAAAGAAUUUAGAAACCAAUUGGGAUAAUAUUGAAUUGCCAAGCAAUACGGCCGCUCACACUGUAUCUGUCAAAAUUGACCACUUUUAAAUGCUUCAAUACAUUUGUAAAAUUUAAUUUUAUUUAAACAAACACUGAUUUCAACAUUAUUAUUGGCAACAAAAAAUUACAUAAUUAUUUCGUAUGUAUUUUGUUAUUAUUCAUUUAUAUUGUAAUUAUAAAAAUGGACGAGCCUUCUUUCGUCGCUAGAUUAUAAGCAAACGAAUUCGAGCAAACACUUAUUCAAUGUAUCAUUAUCGUUUAACUUUUUUUGAGUAUUUGAACUGUGUAUUAUUGUAUUAGUUAAUCGAAAAUCGAAAAAAAUAUAUAUUUAAAUUGGAAUCGAAAGAAAAAAAAUGUAUCAAAACGUUGGAGAUAAUAAUCGAAAUGACUAAAUAAUAUAUGUAUCUUUGCAUUGUUUUAAUAAAAAUAAGUGUG
Messenger RNA from Contarinia nasturtii (swede midge), 7878 nucleotides. It is a transcript of the gene pyd, whose product is annotated as tight junction protein ZO-1. The record is from RefSeq and is a predicted model, not a curated record. Gene Ontology annotation, molecular function: cell adhesion molecule binding. Gene Ontology annotation, cellular component: plasma membrane; bicellular tight junction. Gene Ontology annotation, biological process: cell-cell junction organization; cell-cell adhesion; protein localization to cell-cell junction. Bases 376 to 7491 code for a protein of 2371 amino acids. Lineage: Eukaryota; Metazoa; Arthropoda; Insecta; Diptera; Cecidomyiidae. The transcript has 16 exons.